Molecule: messenger RNA, 1711 nt
Organism: Eriocheir sinensis (Chinese mitten crab)
Lineage: Eukaryota; Metazoa; Arthropoda; Malacostraca; Decapoda; Varunidae
Exons: 5
Coding region: 1290-1661 (123 amino acids)
Source: RefSeq, a predicted model, not a curated record
GGUGGUAAGUUAGUGUCAGCUGACCCCCAAAAUUUACAUCUCUUUGUUCCUAAGGAUAACAACAACAACAACAAAAACUGUUCCUACAACUUUCAGAUUUCUACCAUAGGUAGAAUAAAUAGUUAAACUGAUGCUGACAUUUAAACUCACUUGAUUUAAGGGUGGUAAGUUAGGGUCUGCUGACCCCCAAAUUUCCCCCUCUGGUUCGUAGGGGUAAUGAAAUAAAUGAUGUUCUUACAAUUUUCUGUUAACAAAUGCCUACCUAAGAACUUACUCUAAAAUCAGAUAUUUGUCAGGGCUGACCGGCCUUAAAUGGUACUCGGUUGUUUGAUGUUCUCCUAUCUACCAAACUCGUGUCUUGUGUUUCCGCUGAUCCGAGACGGCAGGUUACAAUGAGAGAAAAAAAUAAUCUGAAGCCAGGCUUCAUUCACAGAUUCAUUGUCUCAUUGCUAGUAUAAUAAUUCAUUGGGAGGUAUUGUGGGGAGUGUGCUGAACACGGCUCCUCAGUCUCGCCCUCUCCAGCCAUGUACAACGAACCAACUCUCGGAUUUCCCGUAUGUAAGUAUUUUCAUUGUUUGUAUUAUGUUAUCUUUUUUUGAUAUAUACUAUCAUUGUAUGCGUAUAUAGGUAUACUUGUUGUGAUUAUUUAUAGGGUGUGUGUGUCAUGGUAUGUACAUAUGGUGGUGUAUCGGUGAUAUAAAUCAUACGUUAAAGAGCAGUGAUUCCAAACCUUGGUGGAACCCCUCCCAUGAAUUUUCAUUUUCCAAGGCACCCUUGUUAAUAGUGUUCUAAUGCAAGAUAUGAUCGUCUGUUUUUUUUAAAGUUAUUAAGCAAUGUAUACUGAGUUUGGAAUUCAAGAUUGCAUCAAAUGAGCUAAUAUGAUAGACUUGGUGAAAAGUCAUACUGUAAUAGCACAGGAUUAUUUUACGAUUUUUUGGAGAACCCUUGGUGAUGGUCGCCGGAAGCCCCCAGGGUUCUACGAGCUCCUAGUUGGUGAUCUAAGUUAUAGAGUUUUGAUUGUCUGUGUUUUUAUUAUUAAACUGUUUUUUUUUUGUGGCUGCACUGUGUGGCUGCUUGGUGCUGUGACGGCCAGGAUAACAGUACCUGGGUUUGCACCAAACGAGAGGGAAGGCUCGCUAUGAGGCUCUGCUCAUAGGGGUCGUGCAAGCAACGUCGUGGUUAACUGCAUGGUGUGGUGUAGUCAACUGACAUGUGUCAAACGCAUAAGCCGGAGUAGUUAUGCAAAGCAGAACAUGUGUAUGAUUUCUUUGGAAAUCUAAACACGGUUUAUGACGAUGGAUGAGGGCGAUGUAAUAUCAGGAGGUGAUGAUUUGUCUGGUGAUCUCAGCACAGACAAGAUUGCAUCAAAUAGUCAAGACCAUCCAGCAAUCCAGUCACUGUCGUCAGGUCAGGAAAGCAAUGAAUUAUCAGACAAUCAAAACACUAAAUCUGCGCCUGAGUCUGGAUGGACUUUGGGAUAUGGUAGUUACCAGAUUCUUUGGACAGAAGGUGACUUGUACCCCAAGACAAUCGACGUGCUGCAGAAUGACAAGGAUGGCUCCGAUGAUGAAGAUAUUAAUGACUGCACAGAUGACUUGGCAAUGGAAAGUGACACUGAUGCAGAUGAUACUACUGACGAUGAAACUGAAAACAGCGAGUGACUGUAAAGACCAAUGAAUACACGUUAACAUAUUGAGAAACGAUAUACUCU